Messenger RNA from Ostertagia ostertagi, 423 nucleotides. The record is from the annotation of a GenBank genome assembly. Lineage: Eukaryota; Metazoa; Nematoda; Chromadorea; Rhabditida; Trichostrongylidae.
AUGCUGGCUACCGGUUCCUGCGGUCCUUUGUUUUGCCUCGCUUCUUCGACAUUCCUGAUCCCGCCACCGAAGAUGUUCGACAGCUACAGUAUCUCACAAACGACAACAAUGCUUGCCGGCCAGCAGCAAGAAAUCAAUCGAGCGCUGCUUUCGGUAACUCAUCGUGACGCUGAUGUCAGUCGAGUUGAGGAGGGUAUAUCAACGAUAAAGAGCUUAUUACUGAGUCACAACAAUUUUGCUCCCAUCAUUGCUCCCACAGCCAAGACAGCACAGCUCCCAAGUUGGCAACGGCAGCAGGCAAGAGCUGAGUCGUCGUCUCCUGCUUCAGCUGUGAACUCCGGCUAUACAACACCCCCGGCGAACUACAAAAACGGUACUGAUGAUCUUGGAAGUGAUGAAGCCUUGAGCUCGGACAGUGUUUGA